This is a messenger RNA of Penicillium odoratum, 270 nucleotides long. RefSeq lists its product as uncharacterized. NCBI's taxonomy places the organism in Eukaryota, Fungi, Ascomycota, Eurotiomycetes, Eurotiales, Aspergillaceae. The coding region runs from base 1 to 270 and encodes 89 amino acids. The record is from RefSeq and is a predicted model, not a curated record. The transcript is spliced from 2 exons.
AUGUCACAAAAAGGCACACCAAAUCACAAGGCUCUUGGCCGAUCUUCAGGGUCCCUGAAUGCACCCAUCGCAGCUUUCACUAUGGCCAUUCUCCUUUGCACGUACUGCUUUAGCUCGAUCCGUACCGCAAGGCAGGAUGCUCAGGUUCAGUCGCCGGUUACAUCGCAGCAGCGGGGAUCACGGGUAGACAAGGAUGCAUCGUGGGUUCAACAGGCUCUUGAGGAGAGUCGAGCUGAGAAGGAUGGGAAGAGGGGAAAGUCUGAUGGGUGA